AUGAGUGUGGGCAAUAAUGUAUCUAAUAACGGGACUUUGUCCCAGGAGGACGUUCCAAGAGAUGUGCGUCUCUUGCAUUUACUAUUAGCUUCCCAAGGUAUACACCAGUACGAAGAUCAAGUGCCGCUGCAAUUGAUGGAUUUCGCUUACAGAUACACAAAGGGUGUUCUCAAAGAUGCCAUGGUCUAUAACGAUCAUGUCAAUUCCACAGAUCAUAAACUCUCCGUGGAAGACAUACGGCUAGCUAUAUCUGCAAGAACGCAGUACCAGUUUAAGCCCACAGCUCCAAAAGAAUUAUUGUUACAAUUGGCCGCUGAACGUAAUAAGAAGGCUUUGCCACAGGUGAUGGGGUCAUGGGGUAUUAGAUUGCCGCCUGAAAAGUACUGUCUCACUGCAAAAGAAUGGAAUCUCAACGACGACCAGCCAAAUUCAAAUGAAUGA
Messenger RNA from Kazachstania africana CBS 2517, 441 nucleotides. RefSeq names its product chromatin modification protein (gene TAF9). Lineage: Eukaryota; Fungi; Ascomycota; Saccharomycetes; Saccharomycetales; Saccharomycetaceae. The transcript has a single exon. Bases 1 to 441 code for a protein of 146 amino acids. Gene Ontology annotation, cellular component: SAGA complex; transcription factor TFIID complex. The record is from RefSeq and is a predicted model, not a curated record. Gene Ontology annotation, biological process: RNA polymerase II preinitiation complex assembly; DNA-templated transcription initiation. Gene Ontology annotation, molecular function: transcription coactivator activity; protein heterodimerization activity; RNA polymerase II general transcription initiation factor activity.